UCGCGUUUGAUGUGCGAGGGUCAUUACUCAGCAAUUUCGCUUUUUUUGGAAUGUGUAGCAAGGGAGUAAAGAUCAUUGAACUGCGUUAAAUAAAUUCUGAUAGUUUUGAACAACGGCGCUUAUAGUGUUGGGGAUUAGGAUAAGUUUUUUUUUUUUAAUUAAAGACUAGCGGAUAAAAAAUAGCAUGUAAACAUCAUAUAAAUACCGAAUAAAUCAAACAUAUAGAUAGGUAUAAUUUUUAAAACAUAUGUCUGAAUUACGCGACAUGUUUUGAGUCUAAUCGAUUUGAUCGAUUUGUACGGGCUACGUAAUCUUAAAUAAAAUCUGUUGGUAUUUUUAUUGGUAUUUUAUCCUUCAUUGAUUCUACGAAAUUAUGUGUACCUCCGUGAAAAAUAAGGAUCUUCCACAAGACCAAGAUACAUUGCAGUUUAUCAAAAACCUAUGCUGGAAUUUCCUGCGAUGUAUGAUUGUACAGCUACAUUUUCUCUUUGAUAACAUAAUAGAUUUUGUCUUUGGCAUAUACUAUGAUAAGAAAGUAAAAAAAGUACCACCAAUAAAAAAUAAGCUCUUAUUGGAAAGCGCUGUUUCUUUAGCAGAGAAGAUUAGAACAAAAAAGAUUACAUCAGAGGAGGUUGUACGAGCUUAUAUUGAAAGAUGCAAGGAAGUAAAUGAUUUGAUAAAUGCAAUUGUGGAAGAUAGAUACUCAGAUGCAAUUGAAGAAGCAAAAGCAGUGGAUGCUAUGAUUGAAAAAUGUACAGACUUGGAUAAAAUAAAAAUAACGCAGCCAUUCUUGGGAGUACCAUUUACCACAAAAGAAAGCAAUCGUGUUAAAGGUUUAAUUCAUUCCAUGGGCUUGACCUGUCGUAGCAAUCAUCGUGCAGAGGAAGAUGCCACAACAGUUCGUUUCCUCAAAGAGGCUGGUGCAAUUUUAAUUGCUACGUCUAAUGUUCCCGAACUUAAUUUAUGGACUGAAUCGAGAAAUAAUUUAUAUGGACAAACAAAUAACCCUUAUAAUACUACUAGAACUGUUGGGGGCAGCAGCGGGGGAGAAGCGGCCAUAGUAACAGCAUGUGGCGCUCCAUUCUCCAUCAGUAGUGAUAUAGGAGGCUCCAUAAGAUUGCCAGCAUUCUUUAACGGAUUGUUCGGCCACAAGCCUAGUGAAGGAUUGACUCCAAUGGCUGGAAUCGGAUUGCGCGACAAAGAUUAUCCAGAUACCAUGGCGACAGUUGGACCACUCUGUAAAAAAGCUGAAGAUCUAAUUCCCUUUUUAAAGGUACUGAUCGGUCCUAAUGUAUUUAAAUUAAAGCUAGAUGAACCAGUGAAUUUAAAAAAUCUGAAAGUAUUCUAUCAAGAGAGUUCUGGCGAUUUAAGAGUAAGCAAAGUAAACAAGACCAUGCGAGCUACAUUAUUAAAAGCAGUUCAACAUUUUAGAGAAAUAACAGGCUCUGCAACAAAGAUUAAGAUACCAGGUUCUGAAUAUAGUUUUAAAUUGUGGAGAUAUGGCAUGAGUUGCGAAAAUUUCAAUUUCAAGUUGGCCAUAACAGAUCAAAGGUAUGUCGCUAGUGCAUGUGGAGAAAUUUACAAUUUACUCACUGGAAACUCACAAUUGACGUUGGCUGCUAUUUUAAAACUGAUAGAGGAGGAUUUCUUUCCACGGGAGAAUGCUGAAUGGGCAAAAAGUACCAUUGCAAAAGCAAAAGAAUUUUUAACGGAGAAAUUAAGUGACAACGGAGUGUUAUUUUAUCCCUCAGCACCAUUUCCUGCUAGUUAUCAUUAUACUGCACUUCUGAGACCUUUCAAUUUCAGCUAUUGGGCUCUGUUCAAUGUUUUGCGAUUUCCAACUUGUCAAGUGCCACUGGGCUUGAGUGAACAGGGUUUGCCAAUUGGGAUUCAGGUAUUAGAUUGCUACAUAUGGCAUUUGUUUGUAUUGUAU
Pogonomyrmex barbatus (red harvester ant) is the source of this 1933-nucleotide messenger RNA. Its product is annotated as fatty-acid amide hydrolase 2. Gene Ontology annotation, cellular component: endomembrane system. The record is from RefSeq and is a predicted model, not a curated record. NCBI's taxonomy places the organism in Eukaryota, Metazoa, Arthropoda, Insecta, Hymenoptera, Formicidae.